This is a messenger RNA of Neogale vison (American mink), 7455 nucleotides long. RefSeq names its product nascent polypeptide-associated complex subunit alpha, muscle-specific form-like. The record is from RefSeq and is a predicted model, not a curated record. Lineage: Eukaryota; Metazoa; Chordata; Mammalia; Carnivora; Mustelidae. The coding region runs from base 492 to 6440 and encodes 1982 amino acids. The transcript has a single exon.
CCUAACCCACUGAGCCACCCAGGCGCCCCUUGUUUCUGUUUUUCAUUCAGUUCCAGCUCCCCAUCAUUAUCACCACUCACUGCCUGCCUUGUUCCAAUUUUCAGUAUCUGUUUCAGUUAGUUCGUGAUCCUUGACAGUAGAACAUCUAUUCUACUGGUAUUCUGUGGCCUGUAAGAAAGACUUUGGGUUCAUUCAAGGAGGGAAGGGAGGGCACAUCUGGGAAAGGGUGGAAGCAUGCUGUUCCCAACCCACUCCUAGGCCUGUGCUCCCCAUUUAGAGACUAAUAGGCUGCUUAGACUAUUAUCUCCACCUUAAAAUAGUUUGCUUGUGGGGGGGGUAGAACUUGGGAAAUGUGGGAGAUGGGGAGAGGGAUGUAUUCUUAAUCGACCACUGAAGUAUAUUUGGGGAAGGUUGCUGUUGCCUGUCACCUUUGUCUAAUCCUGUGCGGUGACUUUCAUCCUCGGAUUAAAAAUUCCGUGUUCCUGUGAGGCAUGUUGUACAAACUUGGGCUGCAUAACUCACCUUUGUUUUUUUCCUUCCCUUUCCUUCUUUAUCCCCUUUUUUGCUUUUCUCCUCCAGCUGUGCUUCCUGUGUCUUCAGCCUUGAGUGUCACUGCUGCCUUAAGGCAGCCUGAAUCUACCCUACCCCCUCCUUGCUCCAUGGCCCCCCAGCAAUGCCCUCUGGCAACCCCUAACCAGGCUUCCCCAUUCCUUCCUCCCUCUAGUGUUGUCUCAACCCCCUUUGAAGCUCCUUUUCCUCAAUCACCUUCUGGAACAAUCCUUCCUUUGGGAGUUGCCCCUUCCCCCACUGACACCCCAGUUUUCCUACCAAACCUAAUAGGGCCUCCCAUCUCUCCAGCUGCCUUAGCUCUGGCCUCUCCCAUGAUAACUCCAGCUGUGAAAGAUGCCCAUUCCUCUUCAGCUCCCUUGGCUCUGGUGGCCUUGGCUCCCCACUCAGUUCAAAAGAGCUCUGCUUAUCCACUUAACCCUCUUAAUUCACCUCCUUUGAUUGCUGGGGCUGAGUCAGGGUCAGUAACAUCUCUGUCAACUCCCAUUGUUUCCUCAGAACCAAAGACCUCCUCUAUUCAAACUCCCAUGCAAGUAGGCCCUAAUCUAAAAGGCACCCCUAUCCCUCCAGGUAUAGUCAGUGCUGUUCCUUCCCAUCUUGGAACUCCCUUGGCCUCUAUUCAGUCUGGAGCAGCCACAUGUCCUCAAAUGCCACCCACCACUCCCCCAGCCAUCACUCCCCCUCAGUUCAAAGGCAUCCCUGUUUCCUCAGCUCUGACUUCUCCACAAAACCCUGAAAGCCUCAGCAUAAAGGGGCCCCUUAAUUCACCUGCUACAUUACCUCUUUCAACCCAGUCUAUAUCUGUGGCUCCCAGUGUCACUCCAGUUUUCCUCACUUCUCUGGGCUCUCAUCUAGCACCUUUACAUCAGGGUUCUCUUGAUUCUCCUGUUCAACCCUUAGGUCAAACAUGUCCUAAUGUUCUGUCAAAUCCUAAAGUGGAUGCCAUUUCUGCAGCUCAUUCUCCCGUUGGGGCCUCUUACCCUUCUCAGAGAUCUGUAAUUCCUCUACUUUCUUCCAGAAAUGAGGUGGCCCCUACUUCAGGGGCUCCAGCUUCCCCUCUGGCUCUUUAUAUUGAGAAAGACCCCCCUGCUGUCACUGGCAUAGCUUCCUUCAGUCCUUCUGGCUCAUCAAAUGUAGCCACCUCUUCUCCGUUAUCUCCUACAGCUGGUCUCAUUCUGAAAGGCUCUCCUAAUGCCACUCCUUGUCAGCCUUUGGUGACCCAAAUUCCUCCUCCUCCAGGGAGUCUGAGCUUAAAAGAAGCUCCUGUUUCUUCUGUUGGAACCAUCCCAUUCGUUAUGACUAACCCCUCCACAAUUUCUGCGACACCUACUACCCUUAAGGUAGCUACUUGCAUGUCUCCUCCAGUUUCAUCAGAUCCAAGUAGUAAGGACUCAGCUUCCCGCACUGCCUCGGUUAUGGCUCCUGGGGCUCCCAAAGAGCUUUCUACUCCUCAAGUAACCCCUUUGGGAAUACCAGUCCCCCCUCCUCUCUCAGUCUCUGAGAAUCCCAAAGGUCUCCCUACAUCAGCAUUGGUAAAGUUACCAAAACAAGGAAAUAUCCAAACUGAACUUCCCUCUCCUCUUGGAGUCCCUGUGUCACCAGAACAGGCAGGACUCCCUACCAAGAAAGACUCGACUCUAAUACCAUUAGUACUGGCAACUCCCAAAAAUCCCCCCUCUCCCCAAAGUAUAUCAUCAUCUCUGGAGAUAGCUCUUUCUCCUGAAGCCUCCUUAGCAAAGGUAAGCCUUGUAGAGCCUCUCCCUGUAGUUACGUCAGCAAGUACUGCUCCCUCUCCUCUGGUUGUUAACUCCCCAGCCUCUAUAAUCAAGACAGACCCCAGUAGUCUGCCUCUCAAAAGUUCUCUCACCACCCCAAGCAUAGCUACAUUUCCUCUGGAACGUGUUGCUGCUGCAGAAGUGGCUCCUGCAGUUACCAAAGUUACCUCCACUACAGCCAGUCCUUUUCUAGAUGUCUCUUUAUCUCAUAAAAGCCAUCCAGGUAAGAAGGGUAGUUCCACUCUUACUUUACCUGUGGUUCCUCCAGUCUCUGAAAGUUGCCCUGUGGCUCCAGCUGUGACUUUAUCCCCCCAGAAUGUUUCUGCUUUUCCAGCUGCCAUAGCACUAGCCCCAGGAAUUCCCAAGUCUGAGUCCUUUCCCUCUCUACAUCCUCAAGGUGCAAAGAAAGUUCACGGUAUUUCUCAUACCUCAGCAUUGGCACCUGUGGCUUCCUCUCCUGAAGGGCACCCAACCAAGGACUCUGGUGCUUGUGCUUCUGUUAAUGCAUCUUCGAAAGGGACUUACUUAGCUGACUCUCCAUCUCCUUUAGGGACUAGUGUGUCUCCUCAGACUAAAAGACGUCCAACCAAGAAGGGUUCAGCUCCUCCUACUACCUUAACUCUUUCUCCUCUUUCAAAAAGUGUUCCUGCUAUCCCUGAUAUUUCUGCUGGAAAUCACUCCUCCCCUAUUUCUCCAGUUGAAGUGUCCUUUCUUCCAGAGGCCAAUCUUUCUUCUCAAGUCCCUAAAGGGUCACUGGCCAAGAAGCAUUCCCCCACUCUUUCCCCCAAAGAGACCCCAGAUACCCCACCUCCCAAAGAGGCCUUCACUCUCCCAGCUAUAGUUCCUUCCUCCCCCAAAGGAACCCCAGGAACUUCAUCCUCCAAAAAGUCACAAGCAGCUCCAGCCCCCAAAAGAGCCCCAGCUACUCCAUCUCCCAAAGGGAUCCCCACUGCCUCAGCUGUGGCUCCUUCAUCCCCCAAAGGGGACCCAGCAGUUCCAUCUCCUAAAGAGUCCUCCACUCCAGCAGUGACUCCUUCCUCCCCCAGAGGGACCCCCAACCCCCAAGCUGUGGCCCCUCCCUCUCCCAAAGAGUCCCAAGCAACUCCAGCCCCCAAAAGAGCCCCAGCUGCUCCAUCUCCCAAAGGGCCCCCCACUGCCCCACCUGUGGCUCCUCCCUCCCCCAAAGGGGGCCAAGCAACCCCAUUCCCUAAAGAGACCUCCACUCCCCCAGCUGUGACUCCUCCCUCCCCCAAAGGGUCUCAGGCAACUCCAGCCCCCAAAAGAACCCCAAUGACUCCACCUCCCAAAGGGGACACAGCAACCCCAUCCCCUAAAGAGGCUUCCACUCCCCCAGCUAAGACUCCUUCCUCUCCCAAAAAGUCCCCACCUACCCAACCUCCCAGAGAGGCCCCCACCUCCCAAGCUCCCAAGGAGUCUCAAGCAACUCCAGCCCCCAAAGGGACCCCCACUGCCCCAGCUGUGGCUCCUCCCACUCCCAAAGGGGGCCCAGCAACCCCAUCCCCUAAAGAGACCUCCACUCCCCCAGCUGUGGCUCCUUCUUCCCAGAAAGAGUGCCCAGCUACCCAAUCUCCCAAAAGAGCCCCAACUACUCCAGCUCCCAAAGGGGCCCCCACUGCCCCACCAGUAGCUCCUCCUUCCCCCAAAGGGAGCCCAGCAACCCCAUCCCCUAAAGAGAUCUCCACUCCCCCAGCUGUGGCUCCUUCCUCCCUCAAAGGGCCUCAGGCAACUCCCAUAGAGUGCCCAGCUACCCAGUCUCCCAAAAGAGCCUCAACUACUCCAUCCCCCAAAGGGGGCCCAACAACCCCAUCCCCUAAAGAGAACUCCACUCCCCCAGCUGUGGCUCCUUCCUCCCGCAAAGAGUGCCCACCUACCCAAUCUCCCAAAAGAGCCCCAACUACUCCAUCUCCCAAGGGGGACCCAGGAACCCCAUCUCCUAAAGAGAACUGCACUCCCCCAGCUGUGGCUCCUUCCUCCCCCAAAGUGUGCCCAGCUACCCAAUCUCCCAAAAGAGCCCCAACUACUCCAUCUCCCAAAGGGGCCCCCACUGCCCUAUCUGCGGCUCCUCCCUCCCCCAAAGGAGGCCCAGCUACCCUAUCUGCUAAAGAGACCAUUCCCCCAGCUGUGACUCCUUCCUCUCCCAAAGGGCCCCCCACUGCCCCAUCUAUGGCUCCUCCCUCCCCCAAAGGGGGCCCAGCAACCCCAUCUGCUAAAGAGACCUCCAUUCCCCCAGGUAUGACUCCCUCCUCCCCCAGAGACUCCCUAGCUACCCAACCUCCCAGAGGGGCCUCCACCCCCCAAGUUACAGCUCCUUCCUCUUUCAAAGAGUCCCAAGCAACUCCAUCUCCCAAAGGGGGCCAAGCAACCCCAUCCCCUAAAGAGACUUCCACUCCCCCAGCUGUGGCUCCUUCCUCCCCCAAAGAGUCUGAAGCAAUUUCAGUCCCCAAAAGAGUUCCAGCUACCCCACCUCCCAGAGGGGCCUCCAAUCCCCCAGCUGUGGCUCCUCCCUCUCCCAAAAAGUCCCAGGCAGCUUCAGGCCCCAAAAGAGCUCCAGCAACUCCAUCUCCUAAAGGGGGCCAAGCAACCCCAUCCCCUAAAGAGACUUCCACUCCCCCAACCAGGGCCCCUUCCUCCCCCAGAGAGUCCCCAGCUACCCAGCCUCCAAAAGGGACCCUCACUGUAGCUCCUCCCUCCCCUAAAGAGUCUCAAGCAACUCCAGCCCCCAAAAGAGCCCCAGCUACUCCACCUCCCAAAGGGCCUCCCACUGCCCCACCUGUGGCUCCUCCCUCCCCCAAAGGGGGCCCAGCAACCCUAUCCCCUAAAGAGACUUCCGCUCCCCCCGUUGUUGCUCCUUCCUCAAAAAAAGCCCCAGGUGCCCCAUCUCUCAAAGGGUCCCUUACUCCCUCAGCUGUGACUCCUUCCCCCAAAGAGUCUCUGGAAACUCCAACCCCCAAAGGGGCUCCAGGAACCCCAUCUCCCAAGGGGCCAUCCACUCCCCCGGCUGUGACUCCUUCCUCCAAAGAGUCUCCGGCAGCUCCAGCCCCGAAAGGGACCUCAGCAACUUCAUCCUCCAAAAGAAUCCCAGGAGGAACUCCAUCCCCCAAGAGAGCCCAGGCUACCCCAUCCAAAGGCGCCCCCACUCCCUCAUCUGAGAGUCCUCCCUCCCCCAGAGAGGCCCCUACCUCUCCAGUUUCAGUCACAUGUCCCCUGGGGUCCAUUGCCCCUCUGGCUUCUAAAGGCCUACCAGUAAAGAAAGGCUCCACAGCUCUCAAAGCAGGACUUGUUGCCCCAGCUCCAGAAAGUAUACCAGCUGUCACAUCUCCCUCUGAGAAAGGUCCACUGGCCAAGAAGGGUUCUGCUACUUCACCUCCUGUGUGCCCAGAUCCUUCAGCUAAGAAUGGUACUAAAGGACCCCUUCCUACAAUGGCUCCAGCCCCCCUGACAGUCUCUGCUCAGAAAGUCUCUUCAAAGGCUCCCAAAACCCUCCCUGUUUCUCCAUUAAAAAGCAAAGAUUCUCCCCAUUCCCCAAAGAGCCCUUUGACUCUUCCUCUUGGGUCUGUGACAUCUACUCCUCUAGCAACAGUUUGCUCUGAGAAGGUCCUUCCUAAAGCUGGAUCAGCAUCUAUCCCUCCAGCACCCACCCCAUCAGUCUCUCUGCCUCUCGCUCCCUCCCCAGUUCCCCCUCUGCUUCCUAAACAGCAAUUUCUGCCGUCCUCACCUGGGCUGGUGCUGGAAUCACCCUGUAAGCCCUCAGCCCCUGCUGAUGAGGAUGAGCUGCCGCCUCUGAUUCCCCCGGAACCAAUCUCGGGGGGACUGCCUUUCCAGUCGGUCCUCGUCAACAUGCCCACCCCCAAACCUGCUGGGAUCCCUGCCCCAACCCCCUCUGCCAAGCAGCCUGUUCUGAAGAACAACAAGGGUAUUUGCCUUGGUUUGCUGUGUGCAUGGUGUGUCGCCCACACCCCUCCUGGGGCUACCCACCGUACUAACCCUAGGAUGCGCCGCUUUCUCCAGUGUAUCUGCUUGUGUUUGGACAUAGAACAUAGAACAAUAGUUUUAAAUGCAAAAGCUCUAGGAAUGUGAAUCAGUCUUGGUUUUCAUCACCUCAGAUAGUCUGUUUUGUAUCAUCUUGUAUAAUAUGGUGCAAGCUAACCCUGGAUCUGCCAUCUUUUUACCUGAAUAAUCUGACAUUGAAAACCAAGACCUGUUAGACCUUUUAAUUUGCUCUAAUCUCUACCACAUAACUAACCUUGUCCCUGGGCCUGGGAUUUGCUAAAAUGUUGGGAAAUACAGAAGUAUUUUAAUUUCUUUUCAUGAUUUAGAUUCAGUAAUGACCAGUGCCCAGGGGACUCCCUUUUCAAGACUUUUUCCUAGCCUGAGAAUGGUGCAGGUGUCUGCUUUUUUCUCUCAGUAGUCUUUAUUGAUGCUUGGCCUUUUGAUUGAGGUGAACUUAAAAUAUGUGAAUUAUAUUUGGAAGAAAGGGGAGAGGUCACAGGACAGGCUCUAACAGAGGUGACUAUUAGAACUAUAGGUUGGCAGUCUUUGAGAAUCUUCAGGCUAUAUUGAUGAAACCAAAUUGCUAGGGUAAGUGGUUUGAAAACAAGGCUAUAUGUGUGUACACAACUGCUUCUGGCCUUCCCCAACUCAGUGUAAGGAUGAGGGGAAAGUGUCCUCCUUGGUCUGCCUCCACAGUGUGAUCUUACUGUUUUUUUCAUUUAAAUGUAUCUGGAGAUAACCUUGUCUGCCAUAACCUUGUGGAGAUGGUUGGGCUAUCGGGUAGAAUUUGGAGUUACGUAGGUCCUUGGUGUUGGCCUGUGCCAAGUGAAGACCUUAAGAGAAAGGAAACAGUUACUCUUUAUAAACUGUUUGGCUAUAACUAGUAAUUACGUCUUAUUUCUGGGGCUGGGUCUUUAAUGGAUGUGUACACACUAGUUUAUGGCUGAGUUGGAGGCUGUCAAGCUGACUUCAUACAAGUCAGUUGGUUUACAUUUGACUUCGUGAGGUCUAGCAUAAGCCAGUGACCUCUAUUCCACAUAGGCUGUGGUGAGGUAUCUUUUCCUUAUAAUCUACUGUAAAAUAGUAAAAGUUAAAUUUUUCA